AUAAUAUUCAUUGAAACUCUCCAUUUCUCUAAACUGUUCGUAGUUAAUUGUAAUUUCAAUUUAGUCAUACUGUGUCAAUUGAAAUGUUUUUCAAAUAGUAAUUAUAUCGGUUAUCUUGAGAUAAACAUUUGUUAGUAUCUAUCACGUCUAUCCAAAUUGCGUUUGAUGCGGUGGGAAGGGAUCGAGCUGUAAACAAUUUCAAUCAAAAAUACGCCAGUUACGUUCAGCGGCGCACAGCUAUGUCACCUCUACCACAGAAUGUGCUUUCGGAAGAUGAAGUUAAAAGCGUGCUUACAGAUGUUGUGCAGAAGGAAUGCAUUUCAGAGCCGGUCUACGCAAUCGACGCUGGCUCGAACAAAGGUGAAGGUUACGUGAGUUUCAUAACGCGAGUGGACGUGCAUAGCAAAGAAAAAGAUCUACACCUGAUCGUAAAGUGCGCACCGAAAUCGGACGAAUUCAGGUCCAUGUUUCCGGUGCGCAAAACCUUUGAGCGAGAAAUCUAUUUCUACGAGAACAUCUAUCCAACGCUGAAAGAGUUUCAAAAGGAGAAACGCAUCAAGGAUUAUUUCGACAGCUUUCCUAAAUUCUACAAAUCCAGUCUGAAGGAGAAGGAAGAACUUAUUGUGUUGGAGAACAUCCGCCUUCACGGUUUCCAACUGUUGGAUAGAAAAAUGCAAUUCGACGAUGCGCAUUUGCAAAUGAUCUUUCAGGAAUACGCCAAAUACCAUGCAAUAUCGUUCGCUCUUCAGUACUGCGAUCCGGAGAAAUACUACGAUUUGAGCAAAGAUUUACACGAUAUGUUCACUCCGGGUAUCUUCAGCUUCGACUUUUUCGGCAUGUUUGGCUCGUGCUUGGAUCAUAUCGAUAAACUAUACGAAGACGAAGAAAUUAAACGAGACAUCAACCAUUUGAAAGAUAACGUGCUGAAAUACUUCGAACAUAUUGUCAACAAUAAGGGUAAACGAGUGGUAAUAACACACGGCGAUUGCUGGAGCAACAACAUGAUGUUCAAAUACAGCGAUCCAAACAACCCAGGACAACCUACAGAUCUUUGCUUGCUCGACUUCCAAUUGAUUAGGAAAGGAUCUCCAGUUUUGGAUCUCUCCUAUUUCUUCUACGCAGGAGGCCCCAAACAUCUGUUGGAUAAACUCGACGAUUAUCUAAAACUGUAUUAUUCAGUUCUCAAGAAUCAGCUUGAGAAUUUCGGCGUCGAUGUGAUGGAGAUCAUUACUUUCGAGGACCUGAAGAGCGACUGGAAGAUUUACAGCAAGUUUGGGUACCUUCUGGCACUGUUGAUCCAAAAAAAUGCGCUGACAGAAGGCGAUGAAAUCCUCGACUUAUCAAAAUUGAGCGCCAAUAAGACUAUGACUUUAACUGAAGCCUUCCAUCAAGAAUUCAAGAACCAAAAGUUUAUAAAUGAAAGGCUCAAGAAUUUAACAGAUCACAUGCACGAAAACGAUUUCCUCCGCAUUCAGUAUUAAAUAAUGUAAUUUCAAAUAAUAACUUUUUUUUUGUAAAAUAUAAAAAAAUGUUAUUCUCAUCAUCUUCUUACCAUGCAUACAUAAUUAUUUUUCGU
This is a messenger RNA of Nicrophorus vespilloides, 1576 nucleotides long. RefSeq lists its product as uncharacterized. NCBI's taxonomy places the organism in Eukaryota, Metazoa, Arthropoda, Insecta, Coleoptera, Silphidae. The transcript has 2 exons. The record is from RefSeq and is a predicted model, not a curated record. Bases 240 to 1481 code for a protein of 413 amino acids.